AUGUCUGGGGUGUGGUCGGGGCAGUGCUGGGUGUGGAUCUGGGUGUGGCUGGAGUGUGUCCCGUGUCCAUGGACCCUAUCCCACCCCCCAGGCUCCAGCUGGACAUGCCGAGCGGUGCUGGGGGACGGGCACCAGCGCACCGUGCGCAGGGUCGCCUGGUCCCCCUGUGGCUCCUACCUGGCUUCUGCCAGCUUCGACGGCACCACCUGCGUCUGGAAGCGGCAGGAGGAUGGAUUUGAGUGCGUGGCCACCCUCGAGGGGCACGAGAAUGAGGUGAAGUCGGUGGCCUGGGCACCCUCGGGGUCCUUGUUGGCCACAUGCAGCCGAGACAAGAGUGUUUGGGUGUGGGAAGUGGAUGAGGAGGAGGAGUACGAGUGUGUGAGUGUCCUCAAUGCCCACACACAGGACGUGAAACAUGUGGUGUGGCACCCGAGCCAGGAGCUCCUGGCCUCUGCCAGCUACGACGACACGGUGCGUCUGUACCGGGAGGAGGAGGAUGACUGGGUGUGCUGUGCCACCCUGGAGGGACACGACUCCACCGUCUGGGCCGUGGCCUUUGACAAGGAGGGGGAGCGUCUGGCGUCUGUCAGCGACGACAGGACCCUCCGG
Neopelma chrysocephalum (saffron-crested tyrant-manakin) is the source of this 609-nucleotide messenger RNA. It is a transcript of the gene CIAO1, whose product is annotated as cytosolic iron-sulfur assembly component 1. The transcript is spliced from 4 exons. The annotation marks the transcript as partial. Gene Ontology annotation, biological process: iron-sulfur cluster assembly. Lineage: Eukaryota; Metazoa; Chordata; Aves; Passeriformes; Pipridae. Gene Ontology annotation, cellular component: cytosolic [4Fe-4S] assembly targeting complex. The record is from RefSeq and is a predicted model, not a curated record. Gene Ontology annotation, molecular function: protein binding.